AGGCCGCCCAUUGCUACAUUCAUGCCGCUGCCUUAGUUGCAGAAUAUUUAAAGAGGAAAGGUAUUAAAUAUAAGUACAGGUAAUAGGACGAUUUCGAGUGCAAUUUGGAUAAAACAUGCACGAGUAAGUUUUUCAAAGAGCAUCAAAAAUGUUUGAGGUCUUUGAAAAACUCACGAGUGCUUGUUUCAAUCCAAAUUUUACGAGAAACCAUUCUAUUACGGAUUAAUAAUAUCCAUGAAAAUGUUCGAGACAAUUGUAGUUUUAACUUACAUUUAUAGCGAACCGUCCGCUGACAACGUUGUCCUCCUUUGUUACACGGCAAAAAACGCCGAGACCGUUGCUCAACAGGACUGAACAAUGUUUUGCUGCCCACGUUGUUCGCACUUGUCAACAAUAUUGAACAAUGCUGUUGAGCCUGAAUCGGGUGUAACAAUAUUGUUCAAUGUUGUUGACAGCUAUGAACAAUGUGGGCAGCAAAACAUUGUUCAAUCCUGUUUUCAUCAGUAUUGCAUCAACCUGAGCGUUUUUUGCCGUGUAUAAUUGACUUCUAUAAAAGAGGUGGAAAAUGUUUUUUACUUUUUGGGAACUUGGGUUUAGGGCUCAAACUUUUCUGCAAAAGAUAACAAUAAGUAGGAAAAAAAUUGUUGUUUGUGACUGUCUUAAAGUCAUUGUAGUUACAGUCUUACAAGAUUAAAAACAAAUUUCCUAUAUGAAUAUUUUUUAUGAAACUUUCUCCUGUACAUUAGGUAUCGAGUUAGUCGAUUAAUUAAGAAUACUCAAUCAUUUCAAUAAUUAGGUAUUUAGUAUUUUGGAUAUUCAGUAAGUCAUUUUCAGAAUUAGCUACCAAACAUAAAAAAUAUGUGCGAAAAUUUCUGAAAAAAUGUAGAUCCAUAAAAUAUUAUGGCAAGGUUCCAAUACUUUUUCCGACUCCUGCUCUUUAUGGUCAAAGCGACGUACGUACGUUAGGGUGGAUUGAAAAGAUCGUUACUUGGCCACCUGGCCUUUUAUCGAACAUUCGUAGAAAACUGUGUUUUGUUUCUUUUUAAUAAUUUCACGUUGUAUGACUUUUGAAGGAACAUAUCCUGAAGGAUGUGAAGCAUUUCGUAAUGUCUCUCCAAACAUUGUGCCAGAUGAAAGUGUGAUGAAAAAUGAUGAAGGAUUAGUGAAUGAACAAAGAUAUACUACUGUAAGAUUAUUGUUUUAAAAUUUAUAUUUUAUUUAAAUGAGAGGAGAAUUUUUGCCGAGAUUUUGGCCGGCGUAUUUUGGCAUGAUCGGCGUAUUUUGGCAUGUUUGGUCAAUUUUGAUCUAGCAUUUGGUAGGUAUGACAUGCGACGAAAGCGACGCCAUACUUACCAGAUGCUAGCCGCCGAAAAUGGACCAAUGCUGCCAAAGCCAGCCGAGUAAAGGUUCUAGGCAUAGAUAUCUUGUAUACACUAGAUAGUGCAUCUAAUUAUUCUGCAAUUCAAAAAUUGAAGCCGUGAUUGCAGGCUCAGGGUAUUCCCAUGAAAUGAGAAGAUUCGUUUGUUUUCUAUUUCUUAAACAGGGAACUUAAACACUAAGUUAAACCUAUUCCAAAUAGAUUUUUAAACUAUUCAAAUGAUGAAAGUUAUUGUUGUUUUUUAAACGUUUAUUAGCGAGUGGGAACUACCAACCUGGCCGCCAUCUAUUCAAAUGAGGGUAACCGCUGGAAUAUUCUUGGCUUCAUUUUACUAAAGGAGAUGCGCUAUCUAGUGUAUAUAAGAUAUCUAUGGUUCUAGGCUGGGCCCUUGACAUAAAUCUUAUACUAUAAAAUAAAACCAUAAGCCAAUAGAAUGAGUAACAGGUUGAUCUCAAAACAAUGAAAAGACAAUGGAACAUUGGAUCAUGACUGGAAGGCAUGACUGGAUAUUAUUAUGCUAGGUGUUAUGCAAAGAGCCAAAAUAGCAAUAUCUUUUAAGAUUUUCAUAUACUUACCGUCAACGUUUUGGAGUAGGUCUCUAAUUUUGAUAUGGCAACUGUGUGACGUCAUUAAUACGACUGUAGUAUACCGUAUAUGAUAAUAUGACUAUUAUCUUGAUUAUUAAAAUUUGGUACUGGUUUUUAUAGAACAAUCUUGUAGAGUUGCUAGAGAAAAGUGCAGAUCUCCUGGCCCAGGCAGAACGCUAUGAAGUGACUGGAGAAAUUUAUAAACUAGUUAUUCCUGUUUACGAACAGGACAGAAAUUUUAACGUAAGUUUGAAUGAUAUAUUGCAAUUUUUGAAAGUAAAGAACACCGUUUAUCUGUACAGUUUUAUUUUGCCACAACCUGGAUAAUCGAAGCCAAGGUUUCUCUCGUAAUCUAAUACUCAACCAACUAAGCUAACUAGUAAUGGCGCUUUAAACUUGUUUUAUGACUUUUAUCUAAUUAGAGCGCACAAAUAUAUAUUGUUGGGACGUAGUAGUGGAGAGUUUAAACAUACUUAAGACAGAGAUGUACUAUUCAGAAGUGUCACACGGCUUGAAAUGCCAGCCCUGUAUACAAAACGUAAAAGUUUGUAUUUGCCCUCGUCAAUAGAGUCUGAAGGACGUAUGAAACUACUUUUUUAUAUCUCUGAGGAUGGUUCUGUAAUGGAAUUGAAACAUUGCGCAUGCGCGUCCUCCAAGACAACCGUUAGUUAAGUCGUCGCUAAAAUAUUUCCUGUACUUAAAUUGGAUAAGACUCGCGACCAAUCCCUGUUGAUGAUGGACUAGAUACUCGAAGAUGCGAGUUCGAAUCCCGCUCGAGACAAUGAAUUUUUCGUGCUAGUCUGCUGUAUCAGAAUAAUAUGAAACUAGUUUUUCAUAUCUCUGAGGAUGGUUCUGAAAUAGAACGUCCAAUCGGUCUGAAAAUCACUAUUUUAUUGACAUGUACUUUCAUUUCCUUCCAUUUUAUUCAUUUAUUUUGUACAGCUGACAUGCAGCCGUCAUCCUGAUUUGUCGUUUCCACUCUUUGAGGACUUGCAAUCCUAUUGUAGGGUUAUAAGUAGAAAAUAAAAUUUUAAAAUCGUAUUUUCACCAGGCAUUAUCAGUUGCUUACAACAACCUAUCUCAAGCAUAUUCCAAAGUUGUUGCAGCUAUGGCAUCUCGUAAAAGAUUGCUUGGAUCUUAUUUCCGAGUGGCAUUUUUUGGGGAGGUAAGUCUGCUAGAUAAUACUGCACAUGUAACCACAUGAAAUAUAUACUGUACCGAUACAUAAACCAUGAUUCAUAUAUUCCGAUCCAUAUAGGCCCUGAAAAAUACAAUUUUAUUCCACUGCAGAUAAUGAACAGAUCCGAGGUUAUGGAUUGCAAGUUUUGCCAAUAUUUUAAUAUAUUUACGUAUAGUGUCUGUGUCUCCCGUCUCGACGUACGUGGAACGUAAUACUGUAGUUACUGUACGUAUUACAAACGUUUGAUAGAAAUUCGCGUUGUGAGACAAGCUGUUGAGAAUUGGAUUGAAAAUUCCAUUGAACAGCUGUUAGUAUUUAACAAUUAUUCGCCGAAGGCGAGGUGAUUAUCGGGGAAUAUUCGCCGAGACCGAAGUCGGGGUGAAUAUUCCCCGAUAAUCACCGAGCCUGAGGCGAAUAAUUGUUUUGGUAUUUUUACACAAGUCUUUUGUGUUUUUUUGGGACUGAAUUUAUUUUAAUUUCGCUUAUUUCUUUAUCAGUAACUUCCACAAAACGGCUUGGCGGCCAUUUUGAAAAUUUUGUUUUGUUAUAUUCGCCUGUAUAGGUGAAUAUAACAGCUUUUAAAAUACGUCAACUUGUAUGAUUUGUUCUGUUCACUUGACUAUAUCCAACUCCAAACCCAUGCAAAUCUCCAUGGUAAUAUCUUUUAAUAAAAAUGCUUGUAUAGCCGGCUCUGACAACCUUGAAGGCUUCUCGUAGUUGCUAUUUUUGGCCUUCAUUAUGCACAUACGCAGUUAAACUAUCUUAAAAUUUAAACUUUAGUAUAAACAAAGUGUUCUACUGACAUGCAGCUUUUAAGUUAAAACGAUAAGAUAGGUUGAAACUACGAAACUAUUUUCGUCUAUGUAGGAUUUUGGUUCUGACAAUCGAAAACAGUUUAUCUAUAAAGAACCGAAGGUGAUGAGCUUAAGUGAGAUUUCAUUGAGACUAGAGAAACUUUAUAGCGUCAAGUUUGGAGGAGAUAAAGUGAAACUGAUUCUUGAAUCUGCCAAGGUAGGAUUGAUGAAGUAUAUCACACACGAGAAAGAGGUCUUUUUGUCACUUUCUGAAGCUCGUUAAUAGUUAAUAUGCUAUACCUCAUGUGAAGAUCUUCCUACUUACAAUUUUUGACUUUAUACAAGAAAUAUAUUAGUAUAAUUUGUGCAUUGCAAAUGUCAAAUGAGCUUUCGCGACUUCUGAUUGGUCACUUGAGGCAUUAAUAUAUACAUAUUUGUUAUAUAGUUAGUGUCAAAAGUUCAAUUUUUCUGUUUGCCGAUUGGUCAAAACCGUAUCACGUGCCGGUCCACAAAACGUCACGUUCACUGCAUGCUUUGGCGAGAAGGCCAGCCGGUCAACAAUGAAACAUUUAUUGACCGGUCAACAAUAGAAUGGGUGCAAUACGCAUGCGCGUCAACCAUGAAGUUCCAAAGUUCAUUUUUCAGUUAAACUUUUUAUUAUUAAACAUUUACGGCGUUCCAUUUAUCCAGUUUUGGUUUCAAAUUAAGUUCACUCCAAUAACCGGUGAAUUAUUCAUACUUUGACACUUAUAUAUUAUAUAACAAAACCUCUGGAAAGCCGUGUGUUUACUGGUGUUGGUGUUCCCCAGUAACUAUAUAUUGUUUUAUAAAUAUUCGUUUUCCACUCAUAUUCACAAAUGGUAUGUAGCAGAGAGAUGAAUCUCCCAGAAAUAGUUAUGACAGACUUGUUAAUCUACUCCCCCCGUGGGAUGAUCCUAGAUCCACACUUGCCUUACUUAAUUUCAUGUCUUAGUUGAUUCAUGUGUGCCAUGUCAUUAGUUGAUUCAUGUGUACCAUGUCUUUAUUUGAUCUGUAGGUGAACGUUGAGAAGCUAGAAAGUGGUAUAAAUUACAUUCAGGUAAACUUGGACACCUGUAUCGAACUCUACCAUAACACAAAAUUUGAAUAACUAAAAGAAACACAAGACAUGUAUUUGUACACAAUCCUUCCUUUUAUAAUCUUCAAUGUAAUAUCAAGCAUUUCUUGCGCAAAACGUAUCUUUUAGCCCAUCUUAAUCAUCAUCUUAGUCCGAAACAUAUCUGGGUCAACCCGAUAAUGAAAUAAAACUACCUAUAUACAAUAUGGUCUUUGUUUUUCUUAGAUAACAUAUGUUGAGCAUUAUUUUGAAGAAGAUGAACUAACUGAACGGCCAACUGUGUUUGAAAGAAAUAAUAAUAUUCGAAGAUUUUCAUUUGAAACACCGUUCACUAAAACUGGCAAAAGUCAUGGAUCUCUAGUGGAACAACUCAAGAGAAAGACAAUACUGACAAGUACGAAAAACGUUUUGUCAACUAUUUGAGUAUUCACCAGAGCUUCGUAUACACUGCAUGUACAUACACUAUCAGGAAAUACGAGCAAGUUCAUUCUAUUACGUCAUAUAAUCCUGUCCCCACACCAAGCUCAGUUCCUAUGUACUAUAGACAAACUGUUGUUUGCGGAGGUUUAGUAAAUACUUCUUUUUCAACAGCAUCUCAUUGUUUCCCAUACGUCAAAACACGAAUCUUGGUUGUGCAGGAAGAACAGUACGAACUUACUCCGAUUGAGGUUGGUAACAGGCUACACGCAGUUUUACACUUGUAGUUCCUUUAUCCAGCUUUAUUAUCUAUGCUUUAUCUAUAGUGUGUAUCAAAAAAGGUAAUCCAACUUAGAUGGAGGGUUUUUACUUUUAUAUAGACGGAAAUUAUCGAGUGGAACUUCUAUAUACAUUUAUUAAACUCGAUAAUUUCCAUCUACAAAACGCUCCAUCUAUUAUUCAAUCGAGUGAGAUGCCAACAAAAUCUUAAUCAUCCAACUUUAGCAUGUUUGCGUGCGUAGAUACUGCGUUUAUCGAUAACAUUUUUACACAGCCACCAAAUUCAUACUUUUAGUUGUCGAAUGAUACUUUUUGUAUCAUUUUAAAGGGAAAUAACUAAAUACUAAUAUACUAAUAUUUUGCUUGUGAUGUUAUUCUGAGUGUAUAUCCACACCGGGCAAGUUUGAAAAAAAUACCUGGCCACGGUGGGAAUCGAACCUACGACCUUUGGAUGCUAUAAUAUCAUACUAAUAUUUAUACUAAAGUUAUAUAUUUCAAGCCCUCUUAUACUUACAUUAAAUAAUAUGAGUGCAAAUAGGUUUUGUGUUCAAAGUACAAGUAUUUUAGAGAAUUUCAUUGUUUUAUUCUGUUAAAGGUUGCGAUUGAUGAAAUGUGCAAGAAGGUGCAAGAAAUUACUGAGGUAACGAUGUCGAACCCCCCUGAUAUGAAGAAAUUACAACUAAAACUACAAGGAAGUGUUGGUACACAGGUAUGCACGUUAAAUCCUGUACGGGGAGGGAGGAUGAUUUUCAUGCUAGUACGGUUAAACUAUGUAGCACGUCAAUAGAGUAAAUGAGGAAAGAAACUCGAUUGGAAUCCAUGGGAACUAAUUGUUUGUCAUUGCGUUAACAUGUUUUUCGUCAAAUCAACUUUCAUUACCCCUCCGUAAUCUCACAAUAAUGGAUUUUGACCAUAUUUUGCAUCAAUCCAUUAAAUUGACACAGGUACUGAGUUGCAUUUCCAUCGAGUUUCCAAACUUUCUUUCGUUCAUUGUCUAUGUAUUGCAGGAUAAAAUUCUUGUGUGGUAAUUUAAGCGUGCUAAAACAGCUAAAAGUUAGUUACCUUUACCAUACUUUCAUUGCUAGGUAAAUGCUGGUCCAUUGGCGUAUGCUAAAGCUUUCCUUCAUGAAAAAGUUGUUCGUGACCAUCCUCCAAAACUUGUCUCGAAACUUAAAGUCGUAUACAGGUAACGAUUAUCUUUUGUAGUUGUACUUGCAUGCAAAUCUGUGUGUUCUCAACACAUCUCUACAUUUCAUUGUGGGUAUAGUAUUUAUACAUAGUUAAGCCUCCAAGCUCCCGUGGUUUGUAUUUGUACUACCUAGAAUAAUUAAAAACACCUAAAGUUUUGAGCGAAUGCCAUUCGUUAGGACUAGUUACUAAAGAAAAUCCUUCGCUCAAAAUUGACGUAAUAUUUUAUCAUCACUACCAUGAUAUAAGACUGCAUCCCGGUAUAUCUCUUGCCAGUGAAGACGUUUGUCAAAGAUGGAUUCCCUUAUUUCGUAGGAUUCAAUAUUAUCGUAUAACAUAAACCUGAUCUCAUAAUAAUCACACAAGCUAUUGUUUACCAUGACAGAAAAACUAGGUGCAUAUUCGAAGCCCUGAAUAGCCUUUCUCCAAUAUAUUAAAUAUCACAGCAUGCAUCUCUUCGCCAGUUUGCUUCAAAAAUCAAUAUUUGGUUGAUUGAUUCCUUAAAUUCUCGGCAUCAAUGCAAUUGUCGCAAAAAAGGGCAUUUAUGCAAUGGUCGCAAUAUGUAACACAUUAAAAGUAGUUUACAUACAUUUUAAAUACAACGUUUUGUUAUUUAGAGAUUUUAUCCGUUGUUGUGGUGCAGCUCUUGAUCUGAAUGACCAACUUAUUCAAGAUGAUCAAAAAAUGUACCAAGAAGAUUUGAAAGAUAAAUACUCCUCUAUGAGGCACGAGUUAGCCUCGUAUAUUGAUUUAGUAAGUUUUAAGUAUCCUACUUGGCCGAAGCUCUUAUAUUGGCUUCAAUUGUUUCAUAACGUUCACAGCAAACAGGUAUAAAAUCCAACAUUUAGGUUUACGUAGCCUACGGCGUAGACCCCGGCAGAAACCGUAGACUAGGUUUACGUGAAUGAAUACAUUCUCCGAAAACAUGACCCAAUCUGUGUACUCCAGUAUUCAUAUGCCGGGAUGCCAGAGGUUUUUCCACGCACGCAAAAAAUAACUCAAACGAACGUCAAAUAGCAACUUGACUAGCAAGUAGGCUUUAUAUUUGGACCAACGUCUGGCAACAUGCAGGAUAGUAUUCAUCAGGGGUGAUCUAAAGUUGCUGCGUGUCCCCUUGUGUACAGGAGGGAUGAUGUCACCGCUCAACAAGUGAAGAUACCCUUGUGAAUGAUGGCUACCAUGAUACCAUCAUCUCAGAAACUUAUGGAAAUCGAGAGAGUUGGAACACACAGCUAUAUAAAUACGACGUUUCCUAUGUUUUUUAACAUUUUUUUCUUUAUUUUAGAACCUAGCCGCUUCCAGCUGUAGUAUAUCAUCCAUUGGUUCGUCCAAAGCAUAGUAUCGGCUCAAGCUAAGUUAAUUAAUAGAUAGAACUAGCGAGGUAUUCUUUGAAACAACUGGAAACGCGACAAAUUACAUUGAACAGUAUUUUAUUUAGACCUAGAAGGUUACCCAUAUAGGUGUUUUAAUGUGUGUAAGAUGGAGCAGUGGUCGUUAUUUCUUCGUUGUGCAUGCAAUGCAUAGAUGAAAACGUCGUAUUUGUGCGUCUUCAAAUGAUAAGACAUGCAGAAUAAAAUGGUAUUAUAGUUAUUGAUUAGAUAUUAUUUCCAGGCACUUUCAUUGAAAUACCCAAACCCCCAAGUAUUUUUAUUUGUCAUUAAUUAUUUAUUAGAUUAAUUAGAUUAAUUUUAAUCCAAAUAAGCUCUUUGCAGUUGGCGUGAAAACACUUCGCAUAACAAUAUCUGGAGGGCAAGAAAAGAAAACUGCUUUGCUUUACUCCUUUGUUCACAAACCCCCCAGCUCUUCAUAUGCUCUCCAGUCACUUAUUGUUCUCAACUAUUUUCUGUUAACUGCAAAGAGGCUGUUGUGGUAAUAUAACUGCCUCGUACCCAGGCGUUUUGGUAGCGCCUGGGUACGGGACAGGUAAUAUAAUUUUACCUGACAUUAGGUAAAUCAGUCGUGAUAAUCUAGAUAUUUUAAUUUGCACAGUUGUAUUUUAAGUACAUAAAUGCUAAUAAUAAUAGCUAAUUAGACAAUCUGUUAGUCGAGAUACUAAGUAAGGUGGUUUAUAUAUACGUAAGAAAAAGUCUCGCGAACCCCCCUCCCACAAUAAUAAUAAUUUUAGCGCAUCUCUAAAACUAAAAUGUAAAAUAACCGUUUGUUGUUAGCUUGCGUUAGCCGAAGAUCUGAACUUCACUAUAGCACAGAGCUACGAACUUUCGUUUUUUCUUACGUAUAAAUAAUCGAAUUUUUGUUAAUGUUAUAAAUAGUAAUAUAAAAGUAGUACAUUUUAUGUGAAAUUUAUUGAAAACUUUAACUGUCACAGUGAAAGUUUAACAUGUGAUCCAAAUGUGUUGCUUUUCUAUCUCUUAUAAAGUAAGUUCAAAGGUUCGUGCAAUGUCUUGUCUGAAGAAUCCGUUUAAUAAUUAACAAUUAUUCGCCGAAGGCGAGGUGAUUAUCGGGGAAUAUUCGCCUAGACGAAGUCGAGAUGAAUAUUCCCCGAUAAUCACCGAGCCUGAGGCGAAUAAUUGUUUUAGUAUUUUUACAUAAGCCUUUGUGUUUUUGGGACUGAAUAUAUAUUUUAAUUUCGCUUAUUUCUUUAUCAGUAUAACGUCCACAAAACGGCUAGCCGUCAUUUUGAAAAUUUCGGUUUUGUUAUGUUCA
Messenger RNA from Paramuricea clavata, 9583 nucleotides. NCBI's taxonomy places the organism in Eukaryota, Metazoa, Cnidaria, Anthozoa, Malacalcyonacea, Plexauridae. The record is from the annotation of a GenBank genome assembly.